GUGGUUGUGUUUCAGUUUCAACUCGCGAUGGAGGCUACUUACUCCGCCUAGAGUACUCCAUACACACGUAUUUCGAUUCAGGAAUAGACAAACACGCACACAAAUCCAGAAAGAGAACGGUAGCAACAAAGAGAAGAAAGGAAGAGGGAGAGAUGAAGAAAAGAGUGUGAUAGAUUUCGGGGGACAUACACAAAGAGGAAGUGUAGACAAAAUCGAGAAAUAAAGAAUCAGUGAUUUGAAAAAAGAAGUCAGAGAAGUAAAAGGAAAGAUGAAUAAAAGAGAGGAAUAAAGGAGAGGAGUGGUGAAAGAUGUAAACAAAGUAGAAAAAUAGAGGAGUCUUCAAAAAGGACUCAGUUACGCGGAAAGGCAUAAAAGAGAAGAAUAGAGAGGAGCAAUAAAAAAGUGUUCUUAAAGGAAGGGGAUAUAAAAGAGGAGAAGAGUGGAGGAGUAAAUAGAGUGCAUUUUUAUAAGGAUUGUUGUAGAGGAAUGAUCAAAGUUGAUAUAAGGAAAGUUUUCUACUUUGUCGGAAAAGUGGGGGAAAUGUAUAAAAGAGAAAAGUUGGAAUAAGGAGGUGGGAGGGGGACUGAAAUCGAUUUUCCCAGGAGAGGAUGAAUUCCUCUUCCAUCAGUACUUGAAGAAUCACUUGGCUCAGACGCGCCAGGCAGAAGAAGUACGGACGGCCGUGGUAGCAGAAGCGAAGGAGACCGGAUGUAGGUUGGUGCAGUGAUUCGACUGAUUCGUUCAAGAGUGCCCGUGGCUUCCAGCGAACUUCCGAGUGCCUGUUCGUUGUAGGCUUGUCACUCCCGCGUGUGCUGCAAGCCUUCUUUUAACUUUUUUCGAAUCCAAUUUUUUUAUUUUUUAUUUCACCCACUUUUUGUGCAAAAAAGUUUCAGAAAAAGUUGCUUCCGCCGGAGAAAAGAGUUUCGGAAAAUGAAUUUUCGACUUCUGGAAUUAGGAGUUACAGCCUGGAAGAGAGGAUAACUUUUCUGGAAGGAGAAGCCGAUCAAGAACGGCGGAAGUCAGGAAAAUGCUCGAGGCAAGUAGAAGAGAGGAAGUCUUCUCUGGAAACGGCUGACUCUCAACAUAGGGGGCACAGUGAGAACAUGUGAAAAGUGUACAUAUGCAAGCUUCAAACUCACUAUGUUGAAUUUCAAAAAUUCACCAUAAUUCCCGAUUCAAUUCGGAAUCUCAAAAUCAGUCCGCAAAUCUGAUCAGAAAUAAAAUAAAAAAAUAUAAAAAAUUAGUAAAAAAUAAAAGCCAGUGCCGGAGUAAAGGAAAAUUAUCAUCAGUGAAUCCGCAAAGUGUCAGCGACUCUUCUAGGUGAUCAUGCCAGCCUCACUAUCGCUAAUGUGAUUGCGAGUGUGACGCAAACCUGCGGUGAGGUGAGGGUGUUCGCGAUGAAAUGUGAAACGCGAGGUGAUGCAGAGGACAUUAAUUUUACCGGUGCCUCGAGGAAAUACACAAUUGAUCUAGUAUUUAUUAUUAUUAUUCUUAUUAUUUUUAUUAUUCCGAUUAAUAUUAUAAAUAUAGUGAUCAAAUUCAGGCUCUCUUUAUUCAAGACGAUUCUCAGUGCUGAGAGAAUUGAUGACACCGGACCAGUUGGUAUUAUUCAUCAUUGUUGGUCAAGUUCAAUCUUCAUAGUGAAUUAAUUAAUAUCGAAUUAAUAAAUGUUAAAUAAAUUAAUGUCGAGUAAAUUAAUUUUGAAGAAAUAGUGUGAAAUAAAUGUUGAGUCAGUUGAUAGUGAAGUAAUUAAUAGUGAUUUAAUUGAAAGUGAAGUGCUGCUUCCGGUGCUGGUCAAAGGAAGUGUCCUCGAGAAUGAGCGGUGGACAUGCUGAGUGAUUGGAGAAGGAUCACGCUUAAUUUUCAAGGAUUUUCAUCCACCUUGAAUAAUUUUUUCAGUCAGAGACAGCUCCUCUUUUUAAGGAAAGAUGAGCUCCAUAGAUUUCGACGAGGUGCUGCUACACGUGGGAGAGAAAGGCCGAUAUCAGAACAUUAUGUACUAUCUGCUCUGCAUACCUGCCACCCUACCAGCAGCUUUUCUAGCAUUCUCGCAAGUGUUUGUAAGCGCUUCGCCGGAACACUGGUGCAAAGUACCAGAACUGGAGAACUUAACAAGCAUAUUGAGCCUCGAAGAACGCAAGGCUCUUUCACUGCCUUUCAGGAUAAAAACAGAUGGCAGAAGAGAGUAUGACAGGUGUACUAUGUACGAUGUAAAUUACACUGCAAUUGUCGAGUCAUGGUUGCAUAGUUCCUUAUCUAACGACUCGGAAAUUGAAGCUGAAAAUUUAAUGUCAUCAUCGUCUAUCAUCUCUUCUAACUUGAUUUAUCCACCAAGUAGUCUUCCACCUCCACCAGUCAGCAACCCUAACUGGCCCAUCACCAAAUGUCGUCACGGUUGGAUCUACGACACCAAAGAUUACGACAGCACUCUUGUCACCGAGCUAGACCUCGUUUGCGACAACAGCUGGUGGCCUUCCACAUCGACGACCUUUUUCUACGUGGGUAGUCUUUUUGGAAACGUUGUCUUUGGUUGGAUCGCAGACAAAUGGGGCAGAAGAACUGCCUUUUUUGCCAUACUUUUCUUAGAGGUCAUCUUCUCCAUAGCUACUAGUUUCAGCCCCAAUUACGUCAUCUACACGGCCCUUAGAACCGUCAAUGGCCUUUUCUUCCCAGCCAUUUAUCAAAUUCCCUUCAUCCUCGCCCUCGAAUUAAUGGGUCCGAGGUAUAGAACCUUCGCCGGCAUGGUCAUUUGCAUGUUCUUCGCAUCGGCGAUGUCGCUACUCGCGUUGUUGGGGUACUUGUUGAGGCAUUGGUACACAUUGUCAUUAGCUACGUCAGUUCCAUUUAUUCUACUAUUUAGCUACUACUGGAUAAUUCCAGAAUCUCCAAGAUGGCUUCUCAGUAAAAACAGGAUAGAUGAAGCGGAAGUGAUCGUGCAGCACAUGGCCAAAGUAAAUGGUAGAACUGUGCCCACGAACUUUCUUAGAAAGAUGGAGAUGGAUAUUUUAAGGCGGCAAGGAAUUUCCUGCAAUGGGAAAAAUUCCGGUGAUAUGUCAGAAAUUGAGACUGAAGACAGGCCGCCACCGCCAUCUGCGACGCCAAUGGAUUUAAUAACGAAUCCUAACAUCAGGAAAAAAUUUUUUAUUUUAGCAUUUGACUGGGUUGCGAAUGCCGUUGUUUAUAAUGGUCUCUCGUACAACACGACGAAUUUGGGGGUCUCUGACUACUUAGCUUUCUUUAUCGGUGGAAUAGUGGAGAUACCAUCCUACGUGAUUACUUGGUAUGCCAUGGAUAGAUUAGGCAGACGAUGGGUUCUCUGCUUAACUAUGCUUUUAGGAGGAGUAGCAUGUGUUUCUUGCAUGUUUGUCCCCGAAGAUGCUGUCUGGAUAACAGUAUGUUUGGCGAUGAUUGGGAAGUUUGGAAUAGCAGCUUCCUUCGCAGUCUUCUACGUCUUCGUGGGAGAACUGCUACCGACAGUUCUCAGGUCGCAGGCGAUGGGAAUUGCCUCUUUCAUAGCUGGGAUAGGUCUCCUGACUUUUCCCUACAUCGUGCACCUCGCAGUUUACUCGAGGGUACUGCCAUUGAUAAUUAUGGGGUCCUUAAGUGUGGCAGGAGCUGUCACUUCAAUCUUCCUGCCAGAAACUUUAAAUAUACACUUGCCACAGACUGUCGAGGAAGGCGAGCUCUUCGGCGCUGAUUUCAAACUCUGGUCCUGCCCACCGAUAUCUGCGAGAUGCCCAAGAGAAGAAAAAUCGGAGAUCCCUCUGAAAUACUUUGUGAACGGAGGUCCGGAACGUCGAUCGAAGUCAAACAUUCUUGCAGAUUCCUCGCCUUCGGAAACGGCGCCCCUAGAAAUAGAAAGAUGUCUCCUGUCCUUAAGCGAAGACGAAACGGCGAGUUUUCGUUACGCCGACAGUGAAGAUGUCUAGGAACUGAUAAAAAAAAGACUCAAAACAAACAAGUCAUAUUUAAGAACUCACAACAGUGGUAUAGAAGUCCUUGAGCUUCUAGCUGUGAAAAAUGCCAAAAGUCCUUUACUGAUUCCCAUGAGUCCUUCUGACUGUGUCAGUCCUCUUUUCUGUAUUAUACUCUCAGUAUAGGCACGCGUUGUAUUUAUUUCCCCCCAUUACAUUUAUUAUAAAAGUCCAAUGUCUUCGGAAAUCCUGCCUCGUGUCCGAAUUCCUCGUGCGUUUUGCUCGAGUACAUUAUAUUUUAUUCAAUUAUUCAUUCUGGUCGUCAAUGCAAAGUUUUCUCCAGUGGUGAGGAAUAACUAGUUUCUUUUAACUAAUUAGUUUUUUUGGUAAUAAAGUUACUUUUGUAAAUAAGUAACGAAUUAUGUCGUUAUUUUUUUCAGUGAAAGUUGCGGUAGAGUUGUCCUAAGUCGGCACAUGAAGUGUUUUGGUCAAAAAGAGAGCGUAAAUAGGGUUCAGGGCGCUUCGGCGAUGCCCAACUCGCAUUUUGACCUGUUUCGGUUACCCCCACCAUUGCAUCCAUCGCUUUACUUCUCGCUAGCUUAUUUUCGCUGGGAUUAUAUCUUAGAAGGCUGGCGUACCUGAGAAAUUUUAACUGAUCAUUGUAAACAGAAAACGUAACUUUAAUUUUCCGGAUUCCCCACAAUAAAAUUAAGCCGUUGUCCCUUUUGGUCCCACUAAAAAAAAUUCCCAUGGAAUUAAUUGCACUCAAAUUCGAAGAUUACAAAAAAUCUUUGAUCAAAUGAAAAUUUUUUAGUCUCUU
This is a messenger RNA of Belonocnema kinseyi, 4734 nucleotides long. Its product is annotated as organic cation transporter 1-like. The transcript is spliced from 10 exons. Gene Ontology annotation, molecular function: transmembrane transporter activity. The record is from RefSeq and is a predicted model, not a curated record. Gene Ontology annotation, cellular component: membrane. The coding region runs from base 1929 to 3929 and encodes 666 amino acids. Gene Ontology annotation, biological process: transmembrane transport. NCBI's taxonomy places the organism in Eukaryota, Metazoa, Arthropoda, Insecta, Hymenoptera, Cynipidae.